AAAGAAUGCACAGAACGUAUAUAACAAGCAGAAAUGCAUGAAAUAUCUGGAGUAUAACUAUUUUUACAAUAUUUAGGAAACAAGCCUUUGCGUGCGUUCUAUUUGUUAGUCGUAUUCGUAAAAAUAUAAAUUUGAAUCAACAUCCUGAGUUUACUGAUCGGUGUACGCGGAUCUAGCGAUUCAACAGUGUUUCCUCGUUGAUGGAAAUUGUUCAUCCAUUAAAACCAAUGUCUCGCGCUUUGAAAAUAUUCAAGAUAUUCGAUUUUCCUUAAUCACUAAUCAAAGUCAUUUAUCGCGAGAUUGCGAUUUUACGCCAAGGGAGCGGCUGAGUUGUUAAAAAGUUGUAACGAGCUGAACGAAGCAAGACUUUUCGAUUGUUCCAAAGGGUAAGCAAGUUUUAAUUGGACCGGCAUGUUUUCACGGGCGGCCGGUUAUACCUGGGGAAUCGGUAAUCGAGGCGAUUCGAGAGCUUAUUUGCCGAAGGUGUUAGUUACGCGAGAAAAGUCACGUUUGCGGGAAUUCAAUGCGAUUGCGAUUAAACGCGGCCUGUUUGCCCGUGUACACGGCGAAUAGACAAGCUGCCUGCUGCACAACCACUGACCACUGUACGCAACAUUAGCCCGCCCCUGUACCCCGAUAAUUUACCAUCCGGCCCCCUUGAUAAACGCGACUGCAUCAGAAUGAAUUUGCUUGUUAUACAGUCGUUCCCGUAGUUUCCCGUUCCAGACGAUAUAUUAACAGUCAAUUAACCGUUCGAUCUCUCACGCAGUCGACUUAUUGUCGAUAACUUAAUGUUCUUUCGAUUUGCUCGAAUGGUUCAUGGACGAUCAAAUGGUUCUCAACAUCUUCUGACUACCCUUUGGUCCAUUAAUGUGAUAAAUUGCUUUUGAAUAUGGGUUGUCCGAUAGAAGGUGUAAGAUCGACGAUUUAAUAUGCUUCAAGAUGGAGAUGGUGGAUAAGAGAUUAGCAAAUGGAGAUGCGAAUAAUUGGGGAACUUUUUAACGUGUUGCCUUUUAUCUCAUUCUCGUUGUUUGCGUCUAUACAUCUUUUUACAUGAUCCUUUUGAAUUUUUACUACGUUAUCGUGCGAAUGAUUGAUACGUCAAAUUAUCAAGCUCGUUUUACGACCUUGACAAAUAUUUUUGAAAUUAUUUUACGUCAGAUUAAGAUUAUUUUUCUGGAUGAGUAUACGUAUAAUCUUAAGUGAUUAUUUAUGGGAGGCGAAUCGAAAGUAAAAGCGAUAAGGGAAUAAUAAGCAGUUUUAUCAGUUUUGAAGGAUGAAGGUGUUGCUAUAAAUAAGCUUCUUUGAAAGAUUACCUUACAUUUGGAACUACCGUCGAGGAAAGGCAUAAAACAUGUCUCGUGUUAUUGUUCUUCUCUUAUUCAUUGUCGUUGUUUAUGUCAGCUCGAUCAACGCUGGCAUAAUCUGUCCACCUAACCAAGUGUUCAAAAUUUGUGGUACCGCGUGCGAGCCUCGAUGUGGAAUACCCCAACAACCAAACUGUAUCAGCAAAUGCGUGACGGAUUGUCAAUGCAUAGACGGAUACUUAAAGAAUUCGCUGAACGAAUGCGUCUUGCCGGACGAAUGUUGAGAUUUACGCGUCGUAUAAUUUAUUGAUUUAUUAAAUUAUUGCCGGCCAGCGAAAAAGAAGUUGUGUAACUUUCCACGAGAGAAAAUAAACGAUCGCCUUUCUCGAUAAC
Molecule: messenger RNA, 1700 nt
Organism: Bombus pyrosoma
Lineage: Eukaryota; Metazoa; Arthropoda; Insecta; Hymenoptera; Apidae
Product: chymotrypsin inhibitor-like
Exons: 3
Coding region: 1355-1591 (78 amino acids)
Source: RefSeq, a predicted model, not a curated record